CGCGCAUCAGGUAGUAGUAUAGUCAGGCGGUGACGUCGCGUGUACGGCUAUGCUGAGGAUGCUGCAGGAUGCACAAUGAAGCGGCUCAGGUCUGGUGUUGGUCGCAUCAGUUGCACCGGAGGUCUAGUGUACGUCCAGAACUUGCUUGGGCGAGAGGUUUGAGAUUCAGACUGCGUGUGGGAGAAAACAACAGAUCUGGUCGUUUGCAGCCACAACAAUGACCUCUGAGACCGUCGCCGUGGCAGCAGGCAGAUAGACCCCCCCCCCCCCCCCGCUCACCCUUCCCAGCUUGCCUGGGUUGCCGGUAUUGCUAUGGUGAUUUACCCACACCAUCUCUCUCCCUGUUUUCCACUGCUUCCUGCCCGCCUCUUCAAUGAGCGCUCGAUGUUUCCUGACACCCAGCCCUCGCAGCGCCUCCUGAGCCCCCCUGGUCUCUAACCUCCCCCCCCCGGUAUGGACUGGUCUCUGGACAGACUGCGUGACCAGGUGGCUGGCGGCAUGCAUGCUGUGCGGGACUGCGACGCCAGCGCCCUGGCCACCGUGAGCUGCCUGCUGCUGCUGUUCAUCUGGUACUGUUACCGCGUGGGGCGCGAGCAGGCCGCCACGUCCCCCCGGAGCUACAGAGCCGGAGCGGUGGUCCCCUCCAGCGCCUCCCUCCUCGCAGAGCGGGGUGACGGGGAGGGGCCCCAGAACGGCUAUGCCUACUGCCACUCCCCCGAGUGCUUCCGCUGCACGGCACACAGCGAGGGGCUGAACCAGCGGCUGUACCACAACCUGCAGGAGUACGCCAAGCGCUACACCUGGGCCGGCAUGGGCCGCGUGCACAAGGGGGUGCGGGACCAGGGGCGCUACCUAGCCAGCCGCCCCUCCAUCCAGAAACCGGAAGUGUUCUUCCUGCCGGACCUGCCCACCUCCCCCUACUUCUCCCGGGAGGCGCAGAAGCACGACGUGGAGCUGCUGGAGCGGAGCUGGCCGGUGCUGCUGGCAGAGUUUGAAGCGGUGCAUCAGGGGUUCUCCAACUGCAGCCUGUCCCCCUCGCAGGGCUGGAAGGUGAACAGCACCCCCCACGGGGAGUGGCACACCUUCUACCUGGUGAACCAGGGCGUGAGCGUGCCGCAGAACUGCCGUCGCUGCCCCCGUGCCUACCGCACCCUGGGCUCGCUGCGCACCUUCAUCGGGAACAACGUGUUCGGGAACGCCUGCUUCUCCGUGCUGAGCCCCGGCACGCUCAUCACAGAGCACUACGGCCCCACCAACGUGCGGAUACGCUGCCACCUGGGGCUGAAGAUCCCCAGUAGCUGUGAGCUGGUGGUGGGCGGGGAGCCCCAGUGCUGGGCUGAGGGGAGCUGCCUCCUGUUCGACGACUCCUUCCUGCACACUGCCUACCACGAAGGCAGUGCGGAGGACGGCCCGCGCGUGGUCUUCAUGGUGGACCUGUGGCAUCCCAACGUGGCGGCGGCAGAGAGACAGGCCCUCGACUACAUCUUCACCCCGGGGCGGUGACUCCCAGAACAGAGAGAACGAAAGAACAUGAAAUAGAAGAGGAGAGAGAGAGCCAGAGAGAGUCUUCAGACUUCAUUCUGACUCUGUUUAAACUGUGGUAGUCUUGAUAGAAAGGUUUCCGUGUCCCUCCUCUCCUCUUGCUCCAGGCUCCAUCUCCUGGAAGUCUUCUGUUGAGAUUUCAUAGAGAUCCGGUAGAGAUGUUGAGAAGCUGUGUACACAAACAAGCCUUGCUUUCAUCCCAGAGAACAAACCGUUGGGUGAACAAUGCAUUGAAACGUCCCUGCUGCCUUCCGUCAACCCCCUUGUCUCCACACCCUUAACCCAUUCACACCAUGUGGUGUUUCUUUCUGCCUGCCUAUCUAUCUGACUCUCUAUCUCUGUGCUGUGUGCUUAUUUUAUUCAUAAGGAAGGAGGUGAAACUGCUUUCUUUACAUGUCGUGGCUCCUGGAGCUGCUGACGCAGGGACACUGUCUGCAGUGAUAAGGCUGUGUGACAGCAGGCACAGAGAACGGAUAUUAUAUCUGGUGUCUCGGCUCAGGGGAAACUGCCCUGAUGCAGGCAGACACGGAGAGCUGUUUGAGUCAGCCUCUGUUUUGCUGCCGGUGGAGUGCAGAAGUGCAUACGGAAACAGUAGUGGUCAGAUGUCCAGCUCGAUACAGUUCAACCCAGUCUGAAGCCUCAUUGCUAUGACCUGCAGCAGUGGGAGUUUAGAAACAACACUAUGAACCUUUUAUAGCUGUAGAAAGGGCACUGCCUUCAAGUCCAAGUGCUGGCGUUUGUUCUACUGCCAGCAUCUUGCAAGAAACCCCCAACGAGGCUGACCUCUCCAGCCUUGGCUUGUUCUAUACAGCCUUCUUCAGUGGAGCGGAAGGUUUUUAAAUAGGGCAGUGCACACCCCUAGCUUGUCAUGUGUGAAUAGUUUUUGUCAGUCAGUAGGUCGUCCCAGUGCUGAGAAGACACUCUUGCAAACAAGUGUUAACGAGCAGAGCUUUUUGGUUUGCCAGGGAGGGACGAUGUGAUUUUUAACAGGGCUUGUCUUUGCCCUGCAUUGUUUUUUAAUAGUUUCAAUUCCAGAGCACAGUAACUUGACUUUGUGAGACAGCUUAGUGUAUUGAAAAAUAUCUUUCUGUUGUGAGUUUGUGUUCAGUGAUCCACUGAUUUUAACAUUAAGGAGGCGCCUGAUCCUGCCUGGAUAUCAUAAACAGUAAAUGACAGGGCUGUGAUAGGCAGCGCCUUACGAGAGUCCCCUGUUUAUAAAGGCGCUCCUGUAUUGCUAUUGCUGCUAUAGUAGUGCUCUGGGGACUCUGUGAGAAUGGCGGUGCAGUUUGAGCUCCCUGGUCUGCAGUGUGCACGGUGAGGAUCGGAGAGCGACGAGCGUCUUUGCUCACUGCACCAGCCUGUAAUCCCAUUCGGCUUCCCGUGACGUCAGCAGGCAGCACGUGGAUUAACUGUUGGGACCCCUGCAAAUUGGAGCUGCAGACACACUUGGGAUGGUUACAGUAAGCUCUGUCUGCAGAAGCAGGCUGGGUUUUUUUUUUUUUUUUUUUUUUUUUUUUUUUGCAUUGCUAAGAAAAUCAAUGUAAUCGAUGUGUCAGCAGAACAGCCGACUUAAUGAAUAGCCUAGAAGAGUGAGAAUGGUUAGCACAGCUUUGCACAGAGUGAACCGCUUUCCCUUGUUCUUAGGGAGCGGACGGGACUUGCUUUUUAAAGUUUUAUCAGUAAAGCGAAUGAAGGAGAGCCGUUCUGCUGAUGCAUUUUAAAUAAGCAAGGCUUUUUAAAUUUCAUUAUCAUUUUUAAAUGUACUCUCAAUUAGAUUAAUACGAUACGGCAUCCAAAAAAGUCACGUUGAGAGAAAAAAAAAAUUGAGUGACGUGUUGAAGCCUUCUCUCCGCCCACUGUGAAACUGGGUUGGUUUAGCAUAUUGAGUGUGGUGGACAGUGGGGGGGGUGGUAAAGUGACCACAAAAACCACUGUGUUUUAGUCCGAGGUUGAGCUCGGACAGAAUGAGCUUGCACCAGCCUUACGGCAUUUUGAGUAGGGCACGUGGACCAAAAACAUUAUUGAACUCUCUGCGUUGUAAUCCCUGUGGUUGUGGCGUUGGGGCAGCGAUCCUGUUGUAAUGUGUGCUUGCGAUGUGCGUGUGGUUGUGCGUUCUUUGCCUGCAGCUGGCUCCCUCACACAAUGGACACUCACGCACCCACAUGCUGCUGUACAUUCCCGAGAGGUCUGUGCUUCGAGAGGUCUUUUCAAUCCUGCUGCCCACACUCAUCUUUAAAGCUCCCCAUCCAAAACUGGUAUGCUACUGGAAUCAGUGUUUCAUGGGAAGACACUGGUAAAGUGGGAUUCUAAUAAU
Molecule: messenger RNA, 3856 nt
Organism: Polyodon spathula (Mississippi paddlefish)
Lineage: Eukaryota; Metazoa; Chordata; Actinopteri; Acipenseriformes; Polyodontidae
Gene: asphd2
Product: aspartate beta-hydroxylase domain containing 2
Exons: 5
Coding region: 454-1503 (349 amino acids)
Source: RefSeq, a predicted model, not a curated record